This is a messenger RNA of Penicillium verhagenii, 4854 nucleotides long. Its product is annotated as putative gelsolin repeat protein. Gene Ontology annotation, biological process: actin filament severing; barbed-end actin filament capping. NCBI's taxonomy places the organism in Eukaryota, Fungi, Ascomycota, Eurotiomycetes, Eurotiales, Aspergillaceae. Gene Ontology annotation, molecular function: phosphatidylinositol-4,5-bisphosphate binding; actin filament binding. The transcript has 2 exons. The coding region runs from base 1 to 4854 and encodes 1617 amino acids. The record is from RefSeq and is a predicted model, not a curated record.
AUGACGACCACCAAGAGUCCAGAUGGUCCGGAGGACGUGAACGAUUUCCUACUGCGCAUUCGGGAACUCGGCGAGCGUCGUGACAAAGAAGAUGACGAGCGCACUAAGCGACUGGAGGAUGAGAUCUUGCAAGGCCGCAAAGAAAGACAAGCCCGUCGAGCUGAGCGAGCACGAUCGAUUGCCGGAUCUUCCAUUGCCAGUUCCCCUACCCUGAAUCCCUUAAGACUGAGCGUUUCAUCCAUCGACCCCCCAGAACUACUCGAACCGACCGUACAGACCCCGGAUCCCGAGCCAUUCAGCCGAGCAAAACCAAGUCAAGAUCCGGAGCCGUUUUACACCACAAAUUCCAGGCGAGGAUCGGUUCAAGAGAUGGAAUCCGGCUCUCCACGAACAGUGCCCGCCCUGGGGGGCCGAAGUCGUGCGGGGACCUUGUCGUGGCAGCAACGCCCGUCUUCGCGUGAUUUUGCGACGAAUAGAUCACCAGGCUCGACAUCACCGACUCGAUCCAGUCACCUGCGAAAUGAAUCCACGGCGUCGAACGAGAACCAAAUGUCGCGGGCUUCGAUAGCUCUGUCGCUUUCGUCGAAAGACCCAUCUUGGUUUCGACAGACCGCGGACCGCGGAUUGGGAUCACCUGCAUUUCUAAAGUCAGAGGAACGGUCAGAAGACCACGUGGAUUUAGGACCGAGUCGUCAGUUGCCAGGCAUGGAUGUUGAGUCAACAGUUGAACCGGAGAAAUUCGAGACAGCGGAGGAAAAGUCACCAUCCCGGCCACAGACAGCGUCGACGGUCGGGGAGAGCAAUGUGAGCAAUCGAUAUUCAAGUGUGUCGUCGCUUUCACCGGCCACUGGUCUAGGCUCGCCAGUGGCAAUGACAGAGGCCCCGAAGUUGGACCCUGCGCAAACCGAGAUGCAGACAGACGAACCGGCCCUACCACCGUCUCCCACGCAGCGGCGAAUGUCACCGGAGCGAGCUCGUUCGACUUCUCCUACUAAAGGUCUCGGUGGAUUUGUACAGAGUGCUAUGAUGAGGCGAUCCGACAGUGUAUCAAAACGAUGGAGCGCUCAGCUUCCACAGGGUCUGAGCCGAAGCAACUCCAUUGUUAGCAACCGAAACAGUGUUGCGGCUCCUAGCCUCACGGCCAGCUUCAGUGACAUGACACCUACCACCUCUCGAACCAACCGGGAAACUGCGCCAGCACCUACAGAGCGACCCGGCUCGAGCCACACUGAAGCAUCUGUGCAACCGUCAGAAACGACUGAGAGACCGACUACUCCUUCGUUCUCGGGGAAAUACGACGCCAUGCGCUCUGAAGGAAGUCCUAGCAGACCUCCAUUAUAUGGCCACGCUAGAUCUACCAGCUCAGUGACCGCGGACAGUUUUGGUGGCGAUAGUCCAUCAAGCCCAUUCACGUCGAGAACUAUGGACCCUAGACGCUGGAGCCCGACCAAAUCCACCUGGCUGGAGAGUGCACUCAACCGACCGGAAUCACGGCAGUCAAAGCCACCCCCACCGCAGCCGUCGUGGCAACAACAAGCGCGACAAUCUAGAGGCAGUGUGGAUUUUGGCCGAGCGAGUACCUUCAAAGAAGUCACACCGGUGGGCUUGAUGCGAACACCACCGCCAGGUGGUCAUUUCAAAAAGCCUAGCAUUUCUGGAACUCCAUCCGUGCUUGGCAGUCCAAGUGUGACCAAAAAACCGACAGUACCGGACUCCCCGCCAUCUGCCUUGGAAUCUGAACCACUGCGGACGAAGUCCGUUUCUGAGAUUGAGCCUCAGCCUGAGCUUGAGCCCGAGGGCCCCGAGGUCCUGGAGGUCCCAGAGGUCGUAGAGGAAAAAGAAGAAGACGAAGCAGAAGAAGAGCCGGUUCUUUCAGCUUCGCCAGAAAAAGAAACGCAGGAGCCCCAAGAAAAGCCACCAGUGGAAGAGUUUGAGGUCAGUUCAAGGCUCGCGUCAAUUCGUAAGCCUGCUGCACUGAGUCCCAAGCCUAAUUUCUCGCUCCCUACACGAGAGCCACUUUCACCAAAGCCCAAGCUUCAAUCUCCAGUUGUCGACUUCCGUGGAAAUUUGCGCAAACGUGAUGUUGCUCAAGAUAAGGGCAAGGAAACAGAGCCCGAAUUCAAGAAUGUAUUUGGAAAACUUAAGAAAACAGAGACUCGAAACUACGUGGCUCCGGAUGCUCUCAAGAGCAACAUUCUUCGCGGCAAGUCCGCCUUGAACGCGACCGGUGGCCCGAAGAAGACCCAGCGAGUCGAUGAUUUCAAGGAGAGUCUUGUGAGUCAAAAGGAGGCAAUGAAAGCUGGAGGAGGCUCGAUUCGACGAAACACUGUGGGAGAACAGGAUACACCAAAGCCAGCCGAACCUGUUCCAGAGGCCCUUGCGAAGCGUAACCUCAUGACGAAGACGAACAGUAUCCGGAAAACAAACCCUGAAAUACAGAGCCCUACCGCUGCUCCAGAGCUCAGCCCUACACGAUCUUUCCGAUCACAACUAUCACCUGUAUCUCGUCCCAGUUCGGGUGAGGUUCAGGAAGCAUCCCCGGUUGCUAGCGAGCCAAAAUUUGCAGACUUGGAGUUUGGCCUUAGCCCCAGCCUCGAGACUGACAAAAACUAUAUGGAGGAGGCUUUUAGGCCAAUCAUGAAGACAGAACGAGAGCCUUCAAUCGAUACCAUUCGCUCGGCUCGUAGCUUGCCGUCGCCCGAGGCUGUCGAUACCGCGAGCAUGGCUACAACAACACAUGUCUCUGCCGCUAAAGGAAAACUUGCAGGCCGAAUCAACCCCGCACUAGCGGGCCUUCUCUCUCGGGGGCCUCCAAGUCCAGCCGAAGGACCCAAGAAAGAGCUGCCCGUGCCAGCCUCUGGAGAUGCCUCUCCCGCCCUGCCAUCUGCGCCUCUCACCCACGCGACCAAGGGUCGUGCGAGGGGGCCCAAGCGACGAGCACCCAAGGGGGCCGCUGCUUCCACUGCCUCACCUGCUGAGGAUAUCAAGGAGGUUGGUGCCAUCUCAUCUCCUGAAGUCGAAAUAUCUCAGACUAUUCCCGAGCCUUCAGUUUCUCCGGAAGCGAUCUCGGAGAAUAAGUCAACAGACAACGUGGUUCUCGAUACUGAAACCGCACAAAUAGGGAGCCCCUACCUCAAGCAAUUUCCAGGAGUAAAGACCAGCUUCCAGGAUGUUCUCAACGGCGGACUGCAACGACUGAGAAACUUAUCGCCCACUUCUCCCAAAGAGUUCAACCCCAUUAGCCCGAACGAGCGCGUCUCUCGCGAUUUCGAAUCGACCAGAGACGCCAGCCCAUCAAGUAGACCCCCUGUCCCACCGAAACCAAGCUCAUCACCCUCGCCAUCUCCAUCACCAUCCAGUCCCUCGUCGCGAUUCCAGUGGGGCCAAGCACGAUACAUUUCAUCAUCGCCCUCUCCACUUCGCAUGAGCUCCCGAGAAAUCCAAAAAGAUUUGCCUUCAACGCCUUCUCCGAAAAUCACCCCAGGGGUCAUGGUUGCAGACUCUUCACCACAGAGCAAGGUUAGCGGCUCACCACCAGUGCCACCUAAAAAGACCGGUGUCUCUCUCGCAAAGCCAAUCGAUCCUCGCAAUAGACUUUCGCGAAAGAUGUCCGCGCCUUCCCUAGUGGCCCAGGCUGCGGAAGCCCGGGAGGUCAUCGGAGGUUUCUUCAAGUCAUUUCCUAAUCCACGAGACCGGAUGGACAUUGACCCGCAAUUGAUGUUGUCAAGCAAACUGGAUGACACCAAGAUUCGAACUGUGAAGCGACAGAUUUGGGAAAUGACAGGCGAUGGAAAGAAGCAAGAGCUGCCUAUCAACCAGGAGUAUGUUUUGUACGAGGGUAGCAUGUACGUGUGCGUGCAUUUAUUCGAAGCAGAUGGCGGUAACCACGCUGAAGUCUACCUGUGGUGUGGAGACGACGUUCCAGAAGCGGCUCUGGAUGACGCCCAGCUAUUUGCCCGUAAAGUAGCCCGCGAGAACGGCUGCAAGCUACAAGUGACCCGUCAGGGCAAGGAGCGUAUGCGCUUUAUCCAAGCCCUUGGUGGCAUUAUCAUCACUCGCCGUGGAUCUAGCUCUCGCUUGACUUCAUCUUCCUUGUACAUGCUCUGCGGCCGCAAACAUCUGGGACAAAUGGCCUUUGAUGAAGUCGACUACUCGCUCCGCAAUUUGUGCUCUGGGUUCCCGUUCGUGAUUUCAGCACCAUUUGGCAAGCUUUACCUGUGGAAGGGCAAGGGCAGUGGGCCCGAGGAAACCGGCGCAGCUCGGCUGAUUAGCAUGGAUCUCGGGUUAACCGGCGAAUUCGAAGAAGUGGGCGAGGGCGAAGAGCCUGAAACUUUCUUUGAGGACUUUGCAGGCUCUAACGAAACCAACGCGCUGCUGACAGCUGAUUACUGGCGACUGAAGCCGAAGUUCGAUCAUUUCCGGACCCGUCUUCUUCGGAUUGACCACGAGCUGGGCCAGCCAACUCGUUUCUGGAUGCGUCGUCCUGGCUCUGGCUCACCGACUGUUCGCCCGAACGAUACGGUUCAGGAGAUUGAACCCUUCUGCUACCGAGACUUGACGGACAAGGAUGUCUAUGUCUUGGAUACCUUCUUCGAGAUCUAUGUCAUUGUCGGUGAACAAGCAUUCCAAAAGUCCGCAGACUUUGCAUCUGCCGUGGUCUUCGCACACGAGUACGGUAUACUUGCUGCCUCGCUCCAAGACCGACCUUUCAUCCCCAAGAGCUUCGUGUCGCUCGGUGGUAUCCCAGACCGAUGCCAAAGCGCAUUCCGCAAAUGGAACAUAUCCUCUCUUCACGCCCCCUGCGUUUUCCCUCUUGACGUGGCGAUUGAAGCGAUCCGUUCUCCGGCCAACUAA